This is a messenger RNA of Rotaria socialis, 1452 nucleotides long. The record is from the annotation of a GenBank genome assembly. Lineage: Eukaryota; Metazoa; Rotifera; Eurotatoria; Philodinida; Philodinidae.
AUGUUCACCAUAGGAAUAUUUAAUUUUAAUAUUGAUAGUACAAGCGACAAUCGAAAUUACGUUAUUGAUGCAAAUGCAAUAUUUGAUGCUUUAAAACAAACUAAAAUUCUUGAAGCUGAACAUGAACAACAAUAUCAAUUAACUGCUAUUAUACUUCAUUGGAAACGUUUAUCAAGAGUGCAACUAGCAGUUCAACACUAUGUUAGCACCAAAUAUUUUAAAGAAAUUAUUAUUUGGAACAAUAAUCCAGAAAUCAAUCUUACUCUCAAUGAAAUUUCGACAAGUAAUCAAUCAAACGGUUUGAUUCGUAUUAUUAAUUCUUAUGUGAAUAUGUAUGAUGAAGCAAAAUAUCAAGCGUGUGCUGAAGCUAAAACGUUAGUUUGCUUUUAUGCUGAUGAUGAUUGGAAUACAUCUCAUUAUAUAAAAACACUUAUUGCUAGUUUUCGAUCAGAUCCAAAUGUUUUGCAUUCAGUGACGAAUGUUGUUACAUAUUAUAACAAUCUGUUGUGGACAUUUAUGGAUUCUCGGAUUGAUUUACAUACAGGAUUUUCAUGGAUUGGUUGUGGAAGUCUUUUUCUACGUGAACAUGCUCAACGACAUCUUCAAUUACUUAGAAUGCAUUUGCAGACUAAUCCAGAAUUACUUGCAUUCAGUGAUUUAUUUUUUUCUAUUUGGCUCAAUGAUAUUCCAUCACAAUUGAUAGUAGAUCUUGUUUCAUCACCAACAGAUAUUAAUGAGACUGAUAUGGCAUUUUCAUCUAAAAAGGAUUUUUAUUCUUUACAACACACAAGUUCUGUUCUAGCUAUUCGUAAACUUGAAUAUUCGCUACGUUUAAAUCAACUAACGAUGAAUGUUGGUUUUCCUCGAAAGCAAAACCGCCGAUUUCCAUAUUCUACUAGAUCACCUAGUUCUAAAGAUGAUUUUAUAUUCUACAGCAAUGUUUUACCUGUUGAUAUUGAAAAUAUUCCAUUUGAUAUUACAUUAGAUCCAGAUAGAGCAACAUAUCGAAACGUUCCUCAUGGUCCGAAUUAUACGCAUUUUGUUAACUAUAAUACAUUGAAAGCAGUUGAUAAUGAUGAACAAACAUGUUGGCGUCCAAAUGGAUUUGUGAAGAAGGGUGACUUUUUUGCUAUUGACUUUUUACGUAUACAAUCUCACAUUGUAUUUUCACUAAUUAUUGGUCAUAGUGAACGUUUACAGAGUAGUCUUAAAAUGCAAGUAUCAUUUGAUGGUAUAUGGUGGAUAUCACAUCGAUCUUUCAAACGUAUUUUUAUGAAUGGUAAUCGAAUGUCUGUUACAAGUUUUCAAAGGUUCGUCAUCGAUUCAAGACAGUUUCCUUCUGAACUACAAUCAUUUCGUUAUGUUACAUUCAAUGCAACGCAGUCAUCGAAUGAACCAUUUCAAGUAUGUGAUGUGCAAAUCAUAAAUAGUUUCAAUAUUAAUCGAAAAUAA